Haliotis rufescens (red abalone) is the source of this 4415-nucleotide messenger RNA. Its product is annotated as PMS1 protein homolog 1-like. The record is from RefSeq and is a predicted model, not a curated record. Gene Ontology annotation, molecular function: ATP-dependent DNA damage sensor activity; ATP binding; ATP hydrolysis activity. Gene Ontology annotation, cellular component: MutLalpha complex. NCBI's taxonomy places the organism in Eukaryota, Metazoa, Mollusca, Gastropoda, Lepetellida, Haliotidae. The transcript has 16 exons. Gene Ontology annotation, biological process: mismatch repair. The coding region runs from base 3 to 3110 and encodes 1035 amino acids.
AGAUGGCGGGAACGGGCACUCUCUCAGCCCUCCCUGCAAGUACUGUCCGCCUCAUUGGAAGUACACAAGUGAUAACAUCUGUUUUCAGCGUCAUCAAAGAACUACUCGAGAAUUCUUAUGAUGCUGGAUCAACAAGUAUCGAAGUCAAAUUGGAAAAUUAUGGUCUUGACAAGAUUGAAAUACGAGAUAACGGGAGCGGGAUUAAACUACAAGAUGUGGAGUUUAUGGCUCAGAGACACUACACAUCCAAGAUAUCCUGCCACGCUGAUCUGGAGGCUCUUACAACUUACGGCUUCAGAGGGGAGGCUCUAGCCUCUCUGUGUGCUGUAUCCGAGGUUUCCGUGACAACCAAGAGUGCUGAUGAUGAUGUCAGUAUGACCUACAGUCUGACCAACCAGGGACAGAUCUCUGAUAAGAAGCCAUCCCACCUUGGACAAGGCACCACGGUGACAGCCAGCCAGCUGUUCCGGAACCUCCCAGUCAGGAAACAGUACCACAGCACGGCCAGGAAGAAGAAGGAAGAGUUAAAGAAAAUUGAAGACCUGUUCAUCUCAUACGGGGUGAUUCGCCCUGAUGUCCGACUCUCCCUCCGACACAACAAGGAGACAGUGUGGCAGAAGAACGUGCUGCCCGACCCCAAGGCUGUGCUGCUGAGCGUGUUGGGAAGAAGUGUGAUGAAUAGCAUCAUCAGGAAGGAAUGCCACGACACAGAUCCUGUGGUAGACGUUGUGAUGUACAUCCCCUCCCCCGGCUCGGAUGUCCAGGUGAUGAGCAGGACGUCCACAGACAGGUGUUUCAUGGCCGUCAAUGCAAGACCUGUAGAUGUCAAGGAAAUACAUAAGCUUGUCCGUCAGUACUACUGCACCUGCCACAGUGUCGACACACCGCGUCACCCCAUUUACUACAUCGCCGUCAACAUACCUCCCAGCCAGGUGGACGUCAACAUCGACCCCAAUAAAACCAAAGUGAUGCUGCAGCAUAUGGAUGUUGUCAAGAAGUGCAUCGAAACCGAGCUUCUCUAUGUGUAUGGUCCCCUAGACAAUCAGCCAUCUUGGAAGUACAGAGAUCCAGAUCCAAAGGUCAAGGGCACUGAUGAGGUCGAAGAAUCAGAGGUCAAGGAAAAGGUCACAAAGUACAUUUCACAAAAGCUGAGCAAAGAGGAUGUGGUAGAUAUUGAGAAUAUUCCUGAUUCUGAUGAGAAUGAAAUCAAAGAUGCUCCAUCCCAUGACAAAUAUCUGAACAAUAACAAUGAAGAUAAGAAUGGUUUCUCUGACAGUGACUUUGAAACAUCUUUCAUGGAGUAUGGUGAUGAUAGUGUCUCAAAAGAAAAGCAACUUCCUGCUUUUGAUCCAGGUGAUUCAAGAUCUGCUUCACAUCCUUCCUCUGUACAUGCUGAGGUUGAACGUACGGCACAACAUGCCUUAGAUGUGUCUCACCCUGUUUCAGAUGCAUCUGUGAAAGAUGUAGUCGGUUCUGAACAUCCUACAGAUGGGGAACAAGAUGUAGUCGUUUCUGAACACCCUACAGAUGGGGAACAGGAUGUAGUCGUUUCUGAACACCCUACAGAGGGUGCUUUAGGUCAGGUCGGGUCUGAAUCCUGUUUGAACAUCAGCGAAGAUGUGGCACCCCUCGGUGUUGGGGAAUUCAGCAUCAGUGAUGAUGUGUUAGACGAUACAUUCUCACCAACACAACAGAAGAACAGAGGCAACCAUCGUCCCUCAGAUACGUCUACAAAGAAAACUGGUGAUGGUGUGCCACCUGACCCAGGUAAUGACCUUGACAUUGACCUGACAGAGGAGGGUGUUUCUGUGGAGUUGUGGAGUAGAGGUAGAGGGUUGGCGUCAACCAGUGGACGGCCUGUUCAGCCCGUGACGCUGCUGCCACCGACAACCAAUCACACACCAGGAAAACGUCCACUAUCGCCUUCCCACGAUGCAUCAUUCAUCAAACAGUUGGGACCUCCCGAGAAGAGGAGAGCUGUUGGGGAGAAGACGAUGCUUCAAGGGCAGACAACUCUGUACGACCUGGUAGACAAUGAACCCGUCAAGCGGCAGUCAGCUUUCCAGUUGUUUGUGAAGGACAGAACACAUGAUGUUGCUGAAGAUCACCCAGAUGCUGAUGAGGAGGAAAUUGCUGCCAUUUUGAAAGAAAGUUGGAGCACGAUGCCGGAGUCCCGGAAACAGAAGUACAGGACGUCUGUGUGGGACAUGUACAAGAAAGAAGAAAGAGAGAAGGACUUAUCAACCAGAGUCAGGAAGAAAGUGGAUAAAGGACGCAGCUCUGUGAGGGAUAACCUUGUUUCUUCAUCGAAAAAUGUUAAGAAAUCCAACAAUCGAAAGGAGAACAGUAAGGUCAGAGAUUUGACCUUCAACCUGGAAGACCUCAAAAGCAAAUACACCAGAGAUUUCAGAGAAAGUCAGAGUCAAGUUUCUCACACUUCCAAGCUAACCCUGAUUGGUCCUCUGAAAUCAUGUGGGUCCUGGGUGUGUAGCCGUGGCAACAAGAUUCUACUGGCAAACCCUCACCGAUUGGCUGAAACUAUCCUAUAUCACAGACUUCUGACUCAACAUCAGCUGGCGCCGCAGCCCCUGGACAAGCCCGUGCCGCUGACAGCCAGGAGCCUCGGCGACGAGAGUCUGCUGACGACCCUUGAGAGUUUGGCCAAUGAGAACUGGACUCCUGGACCAUAUGUUGACGUCAGGGAUGAGAGGAUAACGGCAAAUGGCUUCCGUGUCAGAUGUCGGAAAGAUGUCGAUGGACAGUUCAAUGCCGAGCUGGUUGGCCUGGCAACCAACAUUCCCAUGUACAGCGUGGCAGACCUGUCUGAAGUUCUGGACCUCAUCACUAACACUGAUGCCAACACCCUCAAGAAGGCACGACCUCUCAAGGUCAUCAACUUUCUCAAGGGUGAGGCGGUGAGAAUGAUGCGACAGAGCUCGGCUGAACGAGGUCGGGACGAUCUCCUGGAGCUACUGCAUCAGAUGGAGGCGGAUCUCCCCGAAGGCUGCUGUACAUGUCUGCACGACAAGACCUUCUUCCACCAGGUGUUUGAUGUGGGCAGUGUACCUGUAGCUUGUGAUGAUACACUUACCCAGGCUAGUCAGGACUGACACCAGGUGUUUGAUGUGGGCAGUGUACCUGUAGCUUGUGAUGAUACACUUACCCAGGCCAGUCAGGACUGACACCAGGUGUUUGAUGUGGGCAGCGUACCUGUAGCUUGUGAUGAUACACCAGGUGUUUGAUGUGGGCAGUGUACCUGUAGCUUGUGAUGAUACACUUACCCAGGCUAGUCAGGAUUGACACCAGGUGUUUGAUGUGGGCAGUGUACCUAUAGCUUGUGAUGGUACACCAGGUGUUUGAUGUGGGCAGUGUACCUAUAGCUUGUGAUGGUACUCUUACCCAGGCUAGUCAGGACUGACACCAUGUGUUUGAUGUGGGCAGUGCACCUAUAGCUUGUGAUGAUACACUUACCAAGACCAGACAGGACUGACACCAGGUGUUUGAUGUGGGCAGCUUGUGAUGGUACACUUGUCAUAAUUGUGUGUUUGCUAAACACAUCCUCGAUAAAUGUAUGAUUUUGAAUGUAAACUACUGACUACAUUGAAAAUGUUCCAUUUUAUAAUUCCUGUGUAUCUUUUUUAUAUGAAACUUUUUUUUUGCAAUUUUUUCAUUAAGGAACGGACAAGAAUAUCCUAAAAAGUUAAAAUCACAAAAAAUUGACAAUAUAAGUUGUAGCAUCGGGGUAGGUUGGGUUUUAUUUAUCGCACAUUAGGUUUUAUACCAUGAGCUGGAGGCCAGUGAUAUGAAGCCUAGCAAGGGACACAUAAAACCACAUGUUUCAAUUUGCCAUUGUAAAACAAUUAAAACAAAUUGAAAAUUGAUAGAAAACAGCUGUUCAAUGAAGCUGGGGUUAACUUGUGCUGUGUCAGGUGACUUUCAGUGACUUGUAAACACUGCGCGAGAGAUUUAUUGUCCUGCUCAGACUUUAAGUUCCCUCCCAGAUGGGAUACGUAAUAUACGUAACAUGAACCAAUCAGAUCUGGACAUUCUGACAUUGAGGUAAGAUAAAUCUUGUUCUGCCUCUAAGCAGUCGAUAUAUAUUUAUUAGAAUAGUCUAAGCUGAGUGUUGACGUUAUGAGUAACUCUCACAUCGUCUUGUACAUGACAUUCAAUGAACCAGUCAGGAGGCUGUGCCUGACUCUGUGUAGUCGUCUCUACCACUAGCAGUAACGUUCUAGGAAACUGUUCUCACCCAGAACCCCUGGGGUUUAGAGCGUGUGAAUAUAUACUUAUGUUCUGUAUAUUGUAUAUACAGUCAAGUCCCGUUAAUCCAGCAUGGUUGGUUGCAUAUAUCUAUGUUGUUAUCCCCCGUCCGUACGUCCCACCUGUUUGUUGCCGCGAUAUCUCAAGAACUA